AUGGAGACAGACAGCACAUCUGAGACCUGUGAUGAAACAAGUUCAGUGAAAUGCCUGAAACAGAACUGGGAGAAAUGGUCAGAUGAUCACAGGGAAUAUCAGAAACACAAUCCCUUUAGUGACCAUGAUGUGCUGCUCCCUCAUCCCAAGCAGGGUCAGGAAGAAUACGGCCGACCUCUGGAAGGCUCCGAGACUGAGCGCAGGGGAAAGGAGGCUCACUCCCAUAUCCAUAAAGAAGUGACAGAACUGUGUCAGAUUAUUUCAGCUAUCGGACACAGGCAAGGAGACGGGACCACACAGGUGGAGUUCGGCACGUUGUUUGAACAUUACAUCUCCAUCUCGAACAAGCUGGUGGGAGUGCUUCUGCGUGCACGGAAGCAGGGUUUAGUGCACUUUGAAGGGGAGAUGCUGUGGCAAGGGCGAGAUAAUCGUGUCCUCAUCAAGCUACUUGCAUAAAGUAUACAUUG
This is a messenger RNA of Trichomycterus rosablanca, 467 nucleotides long. Its product is annotated as actin-binding Rho-activating protein-like. The transcript has a single exon. Gene Ontology annotation, cellular component: sarcomere. Gene Ontology annotation, biological process: positive regulation of Rho protein signal transduction; positive regulation of transcription by RNA polymerase II. Lineage: Eukaryota; Metazoa; Chordata; Actinopteri; Siluriformes; Trichomycteridae. The record is from RefSeq and is a predicted model, not a curated record. Gene Ontology annotation, molecular function: actin binding. Bases 1 to 456 code for a protein of 151 amino acids.